Zootoca vivipara (common lizard) is the source of this 3526-nucleotide messenger RNA. Its product is annotated as sphingomyelin phosphodiesterase 5. Gene Ontology annotation, biological process: sphingomyelin metabolic process. Gene Ontology annotation, molecular function: sphingomyelin phosphodiesterase activity. Gene Ontology annotation, cellular component: cytoplasm; extracellular region. NCBI's taxonomy places the organism in Eukaryota, Metazoa, Chordata, Lepidosauria, Squamata, Lacertidae. The record is from RefSeq and is a predicted model, not a curated record.
AUGAGGUGCCUUAUCACCACGGCCAUCAUCACCUCCUCACGUGAGACCAUAAUUAGACCUUUUACCUCUGGGCAGGCUCCUGCAAAUUUGUAGCUCUGCGGCAUUUAAUCUGCAAUCAAACCAGGAAGCUGAAGGAAGUCCGGGUGCAAGACCUGUUAGUCAGCCGCUGGGUCUGAGCUGGAUUGCCCAAAGCGCCUGCCCUUCAGGAGCUCUCUGGCAAAGCGGCUGGGUCACAAUGAGGCAUGACUGAGUGCCCGGCUAUUUAGAACACAUGACAAGAGGCACCUAGAGUGGCUGGUUAGAUCCCAGCUGUGCCUCACUUCCCCACUUCUCCUCUCAGGUCCUCUUGGGGAGGAUCUCAGCUGGACACAACCGGCAGCCAGCCAGUUACUCCUGGACCAUUUUGGACAAGCAUCCAGAAGAGAGGAUCUGGCCCUCCAGAGCCAAGAGGCCUGGUGACCGAGAGGCCAGCCACCCAGGAUCCAUUGGGGGCCCAGAGCAGCCCCCCUGGGAAGGCCCUAGGAUGGGUCUGCGAGAGUCGCCCUACUCCAACCGCGUCCUGGGGGCCAUGGACUCUGCGCUGCGGCACAUCCUCUUUCCCAGCUAUUGGCUGCUCAACCAGUUGCUGGCCUUGCAGCAGACCACCCAGGAGAAGCAAGAACACCAGCAUGGGCCCCCCUACGCCCUGCAGGCGGUGGGCAAGGGGGUCGUCUUGGUGCCCCUGCUGCUCCUCUCUGCCCCUUUCUCGCUGCUGGCCUUCCUGCUGUGGCUGCCCCUGCAGGCUGCCCGCCGCCCCUUCGCCUACCAACACACGCCAAGCCAGGCCCCGCCAGACGAGUGGGUGCUCCCCGGCCCGGCAAAGACCUUCAGUGUGGUCAGCGGCAACCUCUGCCUGCUUCCUGUUGGCUUGGCCAAGUUCAGCAACCUGUCGCGGACGCAGUGGCGUGCCAAGCACAUCGGUCAGGCGCUGGCGCAGGCGGCCUCCGGCUCCCCACAGUCUCAUGAGCCAGGCCCCCGGGGGGACUUCCAGAACGGCUUCAGCCCCUCGGGCGUGAGGAAGUACGGGGCCAUGGAGGCCAGCCCCCCACGGUCUAGCCAGGGCUCCCCUCAGCUCAGCGGGGAUGUGGUACUUGAGAUGCCCCUCGAAGAGGAAGGAGCGGCUGCUGCGUCACCCUCGGAGAUCACGACCCAGUUCCCCCUCUACGCAGACUUUGUGUGCCUGCAGGAGGUCUUUGACCAGCAGGCCUCAAGGCAGGUGCGCCAUUUCCUCGCCCCCUUCUAUGAGCACAUCAUCUAUGAUGUGGGCACCCUCGGGCUGGUGGGCUGCUCAGCCUUGAAGCUCCUGAACAGCGGGCUCUUCCUGGCCAGCCGCUACCCAGUCCUGGCUGUGCAGUACCACUGCUACCCCAACGGCACUGGCGAGGACGCCUUCUCUGCCAAAGGACUGCUCUGUGUGCAGGUGCAACUGGGAGCUUCUCAAGGGCAAAGGAUUGUGGGGUACCUGAACUGCACCCACAUGCACGCUCCAGAAGCUGACGCCCAGGUCCGGUACGACCAGCUGACUCUGAGUCUCCUUUGGGCGCAGCAAUUCCAGGACGCAAACGCUCAGCCUGGGGACGUAGUGGCCUUUGACAUCUACUGCGGGGACCUCAACUUUGACAACUGCUCGACAGGGGAUGCGCUGGAGCAAGUGCAUGAGAUCUUCAACGUCUACACGGAUCCGUGCCGCAUCGGACCCCGGAAGGACAAGCCUUGGGCUAUCGGCACCCUGAUGAAUUACCUGAAGAUCUAUAGCAAGUCUGUGUCGACCCCAAAGCGCAUGCAGAAAACCCUGGGGCAGCCCAAGGGACGGCGGAAGUACCUGGCCGGCCCCAUCACGGACGACGGGACCCCCGACCCCUCGGUGACCUCGAGCGAGGGGCGGCGCAUUGACUACAUCCUUUACAGGGAACACCUCAACCCCCUGGAGCUGAAAACGGCUCUGGAGAAGUUCUUCUUCAUCACUCGCCUGGCCACCUUCUCAGACCACCUGCCAGUGGGCCUGCAACUUCGCCUGACAACACAGCCGGAAGUGUGAACUCUUCCCACGCCAAGCCAGGGAGGCAGAAGCCGGGGGGGGGAGGCAUCUGUGAGCAGGAAGACACACCCCCUCCACAGAGCUCAGCAGCGGCAGGAUCAGGCCCUGGGCCCAGUUUGAGUGGCGAGGAAGAGAUGAGCUUCUCUACAGGGCAGGGUUUCCUGGGGCAAAGGAGGCCUCAGGCCAACCUGGAGAUGUGGGAAGGGGCUCCACUGGCAGGCUGCUUCCGCCUGCCAAUCUGAGGCCGACCUUCAGGAACCCCAUUGCUGCCCCAAGGGCAUGCCUGCAAUGGCCAUAGCCCCCACACCCUCAGCAUUUGCAAGCUUUCGAGGGUUUUACCAAACGGGGGCGUAAAAACAAAUGUCCUGAGUGACGUGAUUGUGACUCGUCCCUCUAAGGGACACAUGGAAUUUGAGGGGUGACCCUCCUUUGUCAACUCAAGGUGGCCCCACCAAGCGCGAGGGGUGGUGCCUGGGGGGUGGCAGCACCACUCAGGUGGGCGGAAAUAGGGGAACCCGGCUGGCAUGGGCAUGACACCUCUGGGAAUGUCAUGCUGGUCAUUGCCUGCUUCAGGGCUGAAGUUUCCCCACCCCAAACGGUUGUGUUUUCACCCAACAGUUUCUGCUUUGUGAAAUGCAGAAGGAGUUCUUAGCACCUCUGUGCCAAAAGUGAGUGCCCACCUGCUCACCUUCAUACCUUUCAAUAAACUUCGACUCGUUUCUGUGCAAUAAACUUCGACUCGUUUCUGUGGCUUUGGAGUGGCCUCUGGCCAGAGACCCAGCAGCUCCCAAGUGCAGGCUAAGAUUCGCCACCUGGAGAUCCGUGGAGCCCUGAGGCCGGGCUGCACUCGCUGCCGUCCCAAAGAAGCGCAGAUCCCUUUGACAUUCGCUUGGAGCACUGCAGGUUUAACUGUUUGUAAAAAAAGCAGGCAGACAACUGGGUUAAGACGGCUUCUGCUGAGAUGGUUCUGACUGCCGCCAAGAUGGCCGGCCUGCCCUGCGUUUCCGUCUUGAGCAGAGCUGCCCCAGUGGCUGCACAUGGUCAUGUGGAAGGAGACUUAUGCGUCUCAUGGCGUGAGCAGCUGACCCAGGCAGGGCAGGAGACCCUUGGCUGGAGGCUGCCUGCAGGGGGAGGCUCCUUUGCCUUCUCUGCCACAGACGCUUUGGUUGAGAUUCCUGCCUCGCAGGGGGCUAGACUAGAGGACCCUGGAGUAUCGCUCAGCUCUGCACUGCUAUCAUGAGGAAGCGGUCUGUCUACUUGAAUUUUAACAAGGAGAAAUGUAAAGUACUACACUUGGGCAAAAAAAGAGGCACAAAUACAGGAUGGGAGACACCUGGCUUGAGAGCAGUACAUGUGAAAAGGACCUAGGAGUCUUGGUAGACCACAAACUUGACAUGAGUCAGCAGUGUGAUGCAGCAGCUAAAAAAGCCAAUGCAAUUCUGGGCUGCA